AACACUGUUACACCAUGUGCGAUGCUGGCUUUCCUGAUUACCAUGGCGUUCAAGUUGCCACCAGAGAGUGGAGGGAGGAUGGGGUUUUCUCUGACAGUGCUACUAGCCUACGCAGUCUACCUAACCAUUGUUUCUGCAAAUUUACCGACCACCUCCCUCACCAUCUCAGUAUUGUCUAUCUACUUGCUAUUGACAUUAACGGCAGGAACACUGUCCAUAGGAGCAUCAAUUAUGGUUCUUCGUUGUCACUGUAAAAAAGAAGACGAACCAGUGCCAUCAUGGAUCCAGAAAAAGUACAACGGAUUCUUAGGAAAAUUUGCUGGAGUGACCAAAUCGGCAUCUUAUGCAAAAGUUCACAACAUUGCAUGUGUAGAGGUAGCAGAGUUAGAUACCAAAAAGAAAAUCAAAACAGACGUCGGAAAUAAACAGGAGAUCAUGUCAAAUACCGCUACAUCAGUCAAUACGGAAAAAACUAUUCCUGACUGGCCGAAAGUAACUGUUUUCCUUGAUGAGUUCUUUUUCAGGGCAUUCUUUCUGUUCACAGUCAUAGAACAAGUUCUCUUUCUGGUAGUUUUUCUCUUUGGAUAUAUCAACCAUUAGAUUUUACUUGUUGUUAAUCAAGUAUGUAGUGUGCUCACCUGGAAAUUUCCACAUUGGAAAAUAUUAAAAUCAAAUGUAUAUAAUCAUACUGUUCAUGUUUGCCUUAACCCUUUUAUAGUAUUACCGAAAACUACAGUAUGUCUACAUAUUUAAGCAGAUACAUGUACUAGUACAAAAACUACAGUAUGUCUACAUAUUUAAGCAGAUACAUGUACUAGUAUUUGUGUUACAUGUGUAUUACUCUAAAGUAUCGAGUAUGGAUGUUGUUUGAUUUAUGAUAGUUAGGUAAACAUUAUCAGAAAUAGCAAAGUUAUGUAACGUUUUGUUUAACAGCCCUCAUCAGGUUUUAGUUAGUUUAGCCAGAGAUUUUUUUCAUCCAAAAUACUUAACGCUAUGUGUGCUGUAUCCAUUGGAUAAUACCAUAUUUAUUGUGGGUUUUUUUUUUAUCAAGUAAUUACAUAUAAUUAAGCUAUACACGU
Molecule: messenger RNA, 1079 nt
Organism: Ostrea edulis (European flat oyster)
Lineage: Eukaryota; Metazoa; Mollusca; Bivalvia; Ostreida; Ostreidae
Product: neuronal acetylcholine receptor subunit alpha-3-like
Exons: 2
Coding region: 22-600 (192 amino acids)
Biological process (GO): monoatomic ion transport
Cellular component (GO): membrane
Source: RefSeq, a predicted model, not a curated record